Messenger RNA from Suillus bovinus, 513 nucleotides. RefSeq lists its product as uncharacterized. NCBI's taxonomy places the organism in Eukaryota, Fungi, Basidiomycota, Agaricomycetes, Boletales, Suillaceae. Bases 1 to 294 code for a protein of 97 amino acids. The record is from RefSeq and is a predicted model, not a curated record. The transcript is spliced from 5 exons.
AUGCAUUCCUUCGUGAUGCUCCGGCUAUGUCUUAACUGCUUUAUAUUUCCUUUUAUUCUGUCCCCCGGUCCACUGAUGUAUGGGUUUCAGUUUUACCAGGAUGCUAGCAAGGACGAAGAGCGAUGGGCGUUCUCUCUCUUAUAUCUAUAUCAUCUAGAUGGCCGUGAAUCGUACAAUGUAUCUUUUUUAGCAUCCGAGUCAGUGGAAUCAAACCAACAUCUUUCACCCAGUCUACUUUUGGGGCAUCGUUCGGAUUCAACCUUGGUCGACUCAGCAACGAACUACAUCCAGUGACCCAGGUUCCAGCUACUCUUCAAGGUCGUAUGAGCAGAAUCCAUCCACACAAUUAAGAACAUUACUGCAGCAAUCCAAACGGGUUGUGCACGGCUGCAUUGGCUGACUGCAUGCGCUGACAGAUACAGAUGCUGUUAAAGCAACAAUAGCGGCAAGGAUGGAGAAGCGCAUUUUCUGUACAGGAUGAUAAAGGAUCUGAUCUCGAAUGAUAACUCUUAG